Molecule: messenger RNA, 363 nt
Organism: Serinus canaria (Common canary)
Lineage: Eukaryota; Metazoa; Chordata; Aves; Passeriformes; Fringillidae
Product: alveolar macrophage chemotactic factor-like
Exons: 4
Coding region: 79-363 (94 amino acids)
Biological process (GO): antimicrobial humoral immune response mediated by antimicrobial peptide; neutrophil chemotaxis; cellular response to lipopolysaccharide
Cellular component (GO): extracellular region
Molecular function (GO): chemokine activity; CXCR chemokine receptor binding
Source: RefSeq, a predicted model, not a curated record
CGGUAGGGAAUAAAAGCAGGAAAGGGAAAGGGGGCCGCCUCGCCGGCUCCUGCACCCUCUCCGUCGCCAGCACUAGCCAUGAACCCUCACCUCCGCCUCCUCCUCCUCCUGGCCGCCGCCGCUCUUUGCCAGGGUGCGCCGCUGGCCGGCGAGCUGCGCUGCCGCUGCGUGCGGACCGUGUCCGAGGUGAUCCCGCCGCGGCGCCUGGCCCGCCUGGAGUUCCUCGCCGAGGGGCCGCACUGCGCCGUGCCCGAGGUCAUAGCCACGACGAAGCAGGGACAGAUGAUCUGCCUGGACCCCGUCGCUCCCUGGGUCAAGCUCCUGGUCACCAGGAUCCUCCGCAGUUCACCCAACGCACUGUGA